UUCAGGCGUCGAGUCCACCCACUAAUUCUCGCAAAUUAAAAGCAAGAAACCAAUCGUUCUUUUCUUUUCUUUUCUCGCCAUAUAUAUACAUAUAUAUAUAUAUACUCACACAUACAGAACACAUUGUGUUUGUUGGGGUGUUUGGCUGCCGAGAAAAGGGGAAGGAAAUUGUGGGAAAAUGGGGAGAGGAAAGGUGCAGCUGAGGCGCAUAGAGAACAAAAUCAACAGGCAGGUGACCUUCUCCAAGAGGAGGGCUGGGCUGCUGAAGAAAGCUCAUGAGAUCUCCGUCUUGUGCGAUGCAGAAGUGGCCUUAAUUGUCUUCUCUCACAAAGGGAAGCUCUUCGAGUACUCCACCGAUUCAUGCAUGGAAAAGAUCCUAGAGCGAUAUGAAAGAUACUCAUAUGCUGAAAGACAGUUGAUUGCCGAUCCACAAACCCCGGGAAACUGGUCCCUGGAGUGCACUAGACUAAGGUCUAAGAUUGAGCUUCUACAGAGGAACCAUAGGCACUAUAUGGGACAUGAUCUGGACUCCUUGACGCUGAAAGAGCUGCAAAAUCUGGAGCAACAACUUGACACUGCUCUCAAACACAUUCGUUCCAGAAAAAACCAACUCAUGUACGAGUCCAUCUCGGAGCUCCAGAAAAAGGAGAGGGCAAUACAAGAGCAGAAUAACAUGCUGGCAAAGGAGAUAAAGGAAAAGGAGAAGACACUGGCAGAGCACUCCCAAUGGCAGCAGCAGAACCAUGCUUCAAACCCAUCUCCAUUUCUCCUGCCUCAGCAGCUUCCCUGCCUUAACAUUGGUGGAAGUUACCAGGGAGAGGAACCAGCAAGGAGGAAUGAGCUUGACCUGACUUUGGAGCCCUUAUUUUCAUGCAACCUUGGAUGCUUUGCCUCAUGAAUGAUAAAUAAUAAACCAGAAGAAGAAGAAGCCACCAGUUCUGGCCCAUUAUUAUAAGCUAAUUAAAACUCUUAUCUAAUUAUAACGAUUAUGGAUGGAUAAAUGGUUGAGGCAAACUUUAACAGUUCAUGUUAAAACCUCUUCCCAAGCAAGUUCAUUUUGCUUGUUUAUUUGGAGGUUGUGUUUAGUUAUAUUUCUCUCUCUCUCCGCAGACUAUCGAAAACUGCUGCAACCCAGAGAGCAGAAUUAAGGAAUUCAGACAUUAUUAUUAUUACAUAUAUUUAUAUAUAUACUGGAUUUGUUUGCAUGUAUAA
Messenger RNA from Diospyros lotus (date-plum), 1212 nucleotides. RefSeq names its product agamous-like MADS-box protein AP1. Gene Ontology annotation, cellular component: nucleus. Lineage: Eukaryota; Viridiplantae; Streptophyta; Magnoliopsida; Ericales; Ebenaceae. Gene Ontology annotation, biological process: positive regulation of transcription by RNA polymerase II. Gene Ontology annotation, molecular function: RNA polymerase II cis-regulatory region sequence-specific DNA binding; protein dimerization activity; DNA-binding transcription factor activity, RNA polymerase II-specific. The transcript is spliced from 8 exons. The record is from RefSeq and is a predicted model, not a curated record. The coding region runs from base 179 to 898 and encodes 239 amino acids.